UGGUAAAUUAACCGCGCGGUCCACAAGCGGCUCCUGGGACGGCCGGCGGGAAGGGAGUCCGCGAGGAUUCUGGGAACUGUAGUUCUGGUGUAGUUGAGCGGCCGAGGGCGGGGUGAGCGGUCCCGUCCUCUCUGGAGAGCGAGGCCUGCUGGGCCCGUGGCCCCACGGUGUCUCUCCCCUGGUGCAGGAGGGUGGGGAUAGGCCGGCAGGGCCUAGGGUUGGGAGCUGGGGAGGAAUGCGGCUGCUGGUGGAGUGCGGCGGCCCAGGCCGGCGGGUUCGGGCGGUUUCGUGCUUGGAGGAGGGGGCGCGGCAUGAGGUGCGCGUUUGUGGCGGGGAAAUGCGGUGACUCCUACCAGCUACGAAUCCCUGAGUUGCGGGGCGUUACGCGGACCUUCACUCCUCGGCCGGGGCGAGAGACCUGGAACUCACAUUUCUUUCUUGGAAAGGGGACCUCUAGUUUGGGACUUACCCAGAUUAGGUAGUGUGGGGACCUCUGAGGGCUGCUGGCCAACUGUCCAAAUCACUUCUGGGAUCUGGUGAAGCCCAGGUAUCAGGACUUUAAUUUUUGGGUUCACCUUCUCACAUCCCUGCCUGCCCAGAGAGGACGUAUAGAGAAUGAGAGGACUUCUUGCAGGCCUCCUGGCAGAAUUUCAAGGCGAACACUGGGCUGACUCUGGGGCCAUGACGUUGCCUGAUCCUUCUGCCUGGAGAGAGCAGAACUGGGAGGAGAUGUUGCCUUUGGAGAACAGGGAAGUUAUGGAAACUGUGAAGACACUGACUCAGAAUCAUAAGGCAAAAGGUUUGCCUUCUCACAAGACUGACUGGCUUCAAGAAAAGGAGGGAAAGUCCAAAAUACUGGUACCAGUUACAUUCAGGGAUGUGGCUGUGGUCUUCACAGAGGCAGAAUGGAAGAGACUGAGCUCUGAGCAGAGGGACCUAUACAGAGAAGUGUUGCUGGAGAAUUAUAGGAAUCUGCUCUCGUUGGCAGAACCAAAGCCAGAGAUCUACCCCUGUUCUUCCUGCCUUCUGGCCUUUUUCUGUCAGCAGUUCCUCAGCCAACACACGCUGCAGAUCUUCCCGGGUGUGGUGUGUGUAGAAAAUCGCUUCCACCUUGGGGAUUCUGGCCUGGGGCAUCGGGGGCAGCAGUAUUCUGCUCACAGCUGCUGGAGUGAAAACACAGAAGGCCAAGAGAGAGAAGGUGACUCCAGACCCUGGUGCUCGAGGACAGAGGAGAGACGGUCCUUACGUGCAUUGCCCAGCCCACCCUGAGAACAGUCAGCAAGUCCUGGAGAAGGCAGCGCAGUGGUAGAAAUAGAGCCCAGCGCAGCCCAAAGGGUAAACCCUGUGCAAGCAGACAAAGAAAUGAAGGAAUUAGAAACCUCAAGCUCUGGAGCAGUCAACUGUCAAGAAUGUGAACUAGACUGUAGCCCCAAAUCAAACUGCAUUACAAACCAGACCAUCCUCUUAGGGGAGAAGCCCUAUGUCUGCAGGGAGUGUGGGCGAGGCUUUAAAGAUAAGUCGAACCUCAUCAGACACCAUUGGACACACUCAGUGGAGAAGCCUUAUGUGUAUAUUGAGUGUGGCCGAGGUUUCAGCCAGGUGUCAACCCUUAUUAGUCACCCGAGGACACACUCAGUGAAGAAGCCUUACAUGUGCAAGGAGUGUGGGUGGGGCUUUAGCCAGAAAUCACUCCUCCUUGUGCACCAGAGGACACACUCAGGGGUGAAGUAUUAUGUUUUCAGGGAGUGUGGGCGAGGCUUUAGCAACAAGUCAAGUCUUAUAAGCAAGAGGACACACUGAGACGAGAAGUCUUGUGUAUGCAGGGGUCCUGGGCAGGACUUUAGCAAUUAGUCGAACCUCUUUUUACGCCAGAGAGACGUGCGGGGAGUAGUCUGUAUGUGUGUGUGGGGUGUGAGUGAAGCUUCAGAGAUGUGUUGACCCUCAUCAGGCAGUGAGGCACAUUCAGGGAAGGAGCCUUAUGCGUGCAGAGUGUGGGUAGCUGUCAACCCUCAGUGCACAAAGAGGACGCACUUAGGUGGGAAGUGUUGUGUGUGCAGGGACUGUGGGGAGGCUUUAGCAACAAGUCAGCAUUUAUGGAACAUCCAGUGGCCGACUCAGGAGAAGCAUCGUGUGUUCAGGGAGUGCUGACAGGCAUUGGGAAAAGAACUGACAGGAGGGCUCCAGAUGGCUCACUCAGGGAGGAGCUGUGUGUUUGCAGGGAGUGUGGGCAAGGCUUUUGUGAUCAGUCAGCUUUCUUCACACACUGUAGGGAGAAUCCUUAUGUGGGGAUACUGUGGGGCUGCUCCAGCCAGACUGCUGCUGCUGGCUGCAGAGAUGAAUUCCUCACUAGACUUGCUCUCAGCCACAGGGAGCUGCACUUCCCAAGGGAUGCCUCCUGGCCAACGACUGAUUGAUACGGGGAGACAAAACCCUAGCCGUUGACUCUGCUGGGACAACUCCACAGGGUCGUCCCAGAUCCCAAGGUCCCCAUGAGACUGAAUGAUCUCAAACACAUUGCAGGUCAGCUUCUUCCUCUGCCCAGUCCUGUCCUCCUUCCCCGGUAAGCCACUCAAUUCUCUGUCUCAUUGUCUCUCCAGGGAAUCCGCCCAAAGAUAUCAUAAGCACACAAGGAGUGUGGACGAGGCUUUGGCUAAAAGUCGUCCCUCAACAAACCCCAGAGUAUACAGAAUAGAAGCUCUGUGUGUGCGGGGAGAAUGGGUAAGGACACCUCAGGAUGCAUCAGAGAACAGCUUUUGGGGGAGAAGCUUUACAAGGCAGGGAGAGAGACUGGGAAGCUUUAGCAAUAAGUUACACCUUCUGGUGCAGCCGAGGACACUCAGGGAGGCCUGUGUGGGUGGGGUUGUGGGCGGAGCCUUAUUCUGACACCCCUCCUCACAGAUCACUACCUCACUCACCUGGGGGGGUUUCAGAAGUGUUGACCCCCACCCCUCCCCAUACUCUUUUUGAGAGUGAAGAUGGCAGUAACAACUUAAUAAACAUGUUUUUUCCA
Molecule: messenger RNA, 3010 nt
Organism: Balaenoptera ricei (Rice's whale)
Lineage: Eukaryota; Metazoa; Chordata; Mammalia; Artiodactyla; Balaenopteridae
Gene: ZNF343
Product: zinc finger protein 343
Biological process (GO): negative regulation of transcription by RNA polymerase II
Molecular function (GO): zinc ion binding; DNA-binding transcription repressor activity, RNA polymerase II-specific
Source: RefSeq, a predicted model, not a curated record